Molecule: messenger RNA, 3405 nt
Organism: Neoarius graeffei (lesser salmon catfish)
Lineage: Eukaryota; Metazoa; Chordata; Actinopteri; Siluriformes; Ariidae
Gene: dalrd3
Product: DALR anticodon binding domain containing 3
Exons: 13
Coding region: 113-1810 (565 amino acids)
Biological process (GO): tRNA C3-cytosine methylation; arginyl-tRNA aminoacylation
Molecular function (GO): arginine-tRNA ligase activity; tRNA binding; ATP binding
Source: RefSeq, a predicted model, not a curated record
UGUGCAGGGGAAGGAAAGCGCGUGGGUGUCCAUUAGAGGCCUCAGAGAUAUCAUUAAUCACACCAGGUUUGAAAACUAAAUGAUUAUUAUGUUCACACUGUGAUCGAGGUGAAUGAUGGAGACUGCGGAAACGGAGCCGUUCCGGAUCGGCUCCACUGUCCGGGCGCUGCGGUGCGCUCUGCGGAGGGAAACCGGACACGAAGCCGAGUCUGAGCGCUCUGACAGCGGGGAAAGAAGCUCCAGCGAGCGGGACAAGCUCUGGUUUAAAGAGAGCAGCGCCAAAAACCUGAGGAACCGAGACUUCCUGGCGCCCAACACGGUUCUGGCGACGCUUUACUCCGACGGACAGGUUCCUCCAGCUGUUCUAAGGCGUGUCCUGUCUCUCCGUGGAAGUGGUGUGUUACCAUUUGCAGGAUGUGACAUCACAGCCGAGGGCCUGCGUGUAACAGUGGACCGCUGCGCGGCGUUCCGAGGUGUUCUGUGUGGGAUGAACACAUACCUGAGACCUGCCACUCAAAGACAGGGGUGUGUUCUGAUCAACUGUCCUGCACUGCAUGCCAAACAAGCCCCGCCCACUCCAGACACGCUGACACUGGGGCAGCUCCGUACUGUCCUCAUCGCCGACCACCUCGGAGCAGUGCUCCUGAGACAAGGUUACUCUGUGUCCUUCUGUCCUGCCCUGCCUGAGGACAGUGGCAUCAUCAGCUUCCUCCGAACCCUGGGUAUCGAUUGGCCGAUAGCAUCUGUGAGUUGGACUAGUGAGGAGAGAGAGGCAAAGAUGAAGAAUGCUCUGGAGAACUGUUCUUACAGAGAGACAGAUGGCGAGAGAGGGAGGAGAGCGAGUAAAGGAGAGGAUGGAGGGAUGACAGAGGAGGUCAGGAUAAACCUAAAGCGAGUGAUGGAGGACGUUGAGCUGCAGGGUUAUGACCCCACUCUUGGCACUUGCACAGUGCAGCGAGAGGCAUUGUGCCAUCUGGCUCAGCUGGAUAGAGCCGUAGAAGACUUUCCUGCGUCCACGGCUACAGUGCUGCACGUGACUUCCUGUCAGGACGAGUUCCGCCAACAGCAGACAGCCAUGCUUUGGAGAGCUACCAGCGCCAUGGCAACGCAGAGGCUGGUAUUGUGUGGUCCAGUAAAGACUCCAGGCUCUCAAAUGAGCGCAGCGCAGUACCUGCAAUUAAGAAGAGCUCAGAUGAAGGAAGCUUCAGAAAUGAAAUAUGGUGAGCAAGUAGAAGGACAGACUUGGGAUGACAUCAUCAGAGUGAUGACUUGUGCCACAGUGAGAUUUGAGCUGCUUUCCACAGCACACACGAGCCCAGUGACUCUCGAUGUACAGCGUGAAGUGGGCGUGUCUACAAAGGGUCCCAGGGGAGGAGUCUUUGUUAUGUAUAACUGUGCGAGACUACACACGUUGUUCAGCAGCUAUGAAAAAGGUGUCGAGCAAGGCAUCUACCCCGAAAUCCCUGCAGGCACAGAGUUGGAUUUUUCCUCUCUAAAAGAAGAGGGGGAGUGGCUUCUUCUUUUCAAUUACCUUAUUCCAUUCUCUGAGCUUCUGGACCUAUCGGGACAGACGCUGGAGCUGGAUGGGGCAGGAGCCAGGGUUAAUUUAAGAACAGAGCAGGUCUGCAGAUUCCUGGUGUCUCUCAGUAAAGACUUUAGUUCAUAUUAUAACAGAGUUCAUGUACUUGGGGAGCCGUUACCUCAUCUUUUUAAUCAGAUGUUUUGCCGGUUGCUGUUGCUGAAGGCUUUGAGGGAACUUUACCACAGCGCCUUGGAUUCUCUAAAUCUGCCCCCGAUUCCACAGCUAUAGCUCAGAGUCCUAUGACACCACCAGUACGUCGAAACCAACAAUCCAUGCCACAUAGAAAUGUGCCUGAAAUGUCAAAAAGUAACUAGGAAUAUACCUGAAAAUUUGCUACAAACUUUCCAUAAUCAACCUAAAACACACCAAGAAGUAUUAAACGACUUGUCCUCAGUUAUGCCUCGGUCACAACCGGCCGUACGUGCUCCUACGGCCUGUCUACGUGCAAAAAAAUGCAAGAAACGCACGGAGGGCGCGCGUGUGACGUGCUGAUUUUCAAGCUGCAGACCGGCCGCAGAGGUUCUUUGUCGUGUCAAACAAACUCUACGGGCGCUUACUUUUUUUCAGGUUGCAAGACAAACUUACAGCCAACGUGCGUCUUUCUCCACGAACAAAAAAAACGCAGCGAUUUGGGAAACGCCAAAAAUUGCACGGCCAAAAAAUCGUAUGUCCACUUGUGACCUAGGCUUUACACACCUGAAAUACGGUCAUAUUUUCCUCUGGUUCUGAAAAAAAAAGCCCCCAAAUAUUUCUCUUAUGCCAAACUUUAAUCUUUACUUACAUGCAACUAAAAAGUAGGAGUUCUAUCAGAAAUUCUCUCCAGAAACCACAAAACAACCACAACACAUGCUGUAAUGAAUACUGCACCGUAACAGUCUUGUUAUUGGUAUGUGUUUUACUAAUUCCUUGUUUCUAUAGUAACAGAUCAUCCACGGGAACUUGGUUGACAUUCCACAUAACCGACAUGAAGCGUAACAAUAAAAAUAUUCCUAAAUGUGUUAUAUAUCAAAGAAAACGGUUGAUUAAUUGAUAUAUGGUGCAGUUUUCUGUAUAUAGAGGUUUAUUUAAUAUUUAUGGAAGGAGUCUGGAGUGUCAGCACUUUGUAAUGGUCAGUUAGUUUUCCCCCACAGGACAGUCUUCAGGACAGAGGACUUUGCACAUUUUUGUUUCUUCUAACACGAUAAUCUACAUGGUUUUUGUUCUUAAAGGCAGGGUAGAUAAUUUUUUAGAAGUAUUUUCUGUUAUAGUUCUUGAAAUUCUUUUUAUAUCCUGACAGCAAUGAUAAAUCAAAUGCUUGGACAAUAAAAAGUAAGAAUCUGGAGUACGCGACCGUCACAGGGCUGUAAAUAAAAAUAAAAAAAAAGCAGUUUAAUCAAUUCAUUCAGUCCACAUUAAAUGAUUGGAUGGCCUAACUGUUUGUAUACCUACCUACCUGUGCGCACUCUGCCCAUUCACUCCUUGCAUGUGACUGGAGUCUUCCAUAAGGCGAGGCGGACAUACUGUAUUGUUCAAACUAGCAAGCUAGUCGGCAGCUGUGACUACUAACAGUAGCCAUAUUAGUUGUUUUUACAUUCAUUAUGAUAAUGCUGGAGCUUUCUUACAUGUGAAUGAGCAUGAGGUAGUUGGAUAUGACAACAAUGUGCUAUGUUCCUCCCCCCAACUGUCCCUCUCUUUCAUGGACUCGUCCUCCAGCAGUAGUCAGGCAGUGUGCGUUCAUGUGUAUCGAGUUUUUUCACCUGACGUCACAGGGUCACGUGACGCCCCGGUGUCCGCCAUUUUGAAGGUCAAGCUAGCUAAUGUCAACAACAGUAGCUAGUAUGUUA